Messenger RNA from Pelobates fuscus (common spadefoot toad), 779 nucleotides. It is a transcript of the gene RPL10A, whose product is annotated as ribosomal protein L10a. Gene Ontology annotation, molecular function: RNA binding; structural constituent of ribosome. The record is from RefSeq and is a predicted model, not a curated record. Gene Ontology annotation, cellular component: cytosolic large ribosomal subunit. The transcript is spliced from 6 exons. The coding region runs from base 96 to 749 and encodes 217 amino acids. Gene Ontology annotation, biological process: maturation of LSU-rRNA; translation. NCBI's taxonomy places the organism in Eukaryota, Metazoa, Chordata, Amphibia, Anura, Pelobatidae.
CUCAAAGCUCGCGAGAACAUACUUCUUUAAAUGUGCCAGCUCAAGAACACGCAGCCCUUUUCUUGGCUGUGUGUGAAUAAGGCGGUGUUGGAAAAAUGAGCAGCAAAGUUUCCCGUGAUACACUCUAUGAGGCUGUAAGAGAGUUACUUCAAGGAUCAAAGAAAAAAAGACGAAAGUUCCUUGAGAGUGUGGAGCUUCAGAUCAGCUUGAAAAACUAUGAUCCCCAAAAGGACAAGCGUUUCUCUGGCACAGUCAGGCUGAAGUCAACACCACGUCCUAAAUUCUCAGUGUGUGUGCUGGGAGAUCAGCAGCAUUGUGAUGAAGCAAAGGCUGUGGAUUUACCUCAUAUGGAUAUUGAGGCUUUAAAGAAACUGAACAAGAAUAAAAAACUUGUGAAAAAGCUUGCCAAAAAGUUUGAUGCAUUCCUGGCCUCAGAAUCUCUCAUUAAGCAGAUUCCCCGUAUACUUGGACCUGGGCUGAACAAGGCUGGCAAGUUCCCUUCACUGCUUACUCACAAUGAGAAUAUGGUGGCUAAGGUUGAUGAGGUGAAGUCAACAAUAAAGUUCCAAAUGAAAAAGGUGUUAUGUUUGGCUGUUGCAGUUGGACAUGUAAAAAUGACAGAGGAAGAACUUGUAUACAACAUCCACCUAUCUAUCAAUUUCUUGGUUUCACUUCUGAAGAAGAACUGGCAGAAUGUGAGGGCUCUGUACAUCAAAAGCACUAUGGGGAAACCACAGCGAUUGUAUUAAACCAUGUUCUGAAUAAAAUAACUCCGAAGA